AUGCCGUUGCUGAAUGGUAAGAAUAAAAGUAAGAAACCCAAGUUCCUGCUAUCUUUGCGAAUCAACGAGCUGAUUAAUAUACCUCAGUCUUCAGGGUACUGUUACGUGAAGUGGCAUCUGAAAGAAGGUACAGGAACUUCGAGUGAUGUGUUUGAUUCUAAUGGGGAAGUAAUACCAGCUAUGAAUCAGAGCCAUGGUUCGACUCCGAAAGUCAUGGUGGAAAACCACCGAGCUAGAUGGAAUUUUGAGUUUGAAAAACCAUUACAGAUUAAAUUACAAGUGGACCGCAAUAGAGAUCUAGUGCCGAAGAACCUAUCACUGGAAGUGUUCUUUGAAUUUUUAUCUGAUACGAAUGGUGGUACGGUGAAACCACGAAGAUCCAAUUCAGGUUCUUCACAUUCGGCCAAGAGUGGUUCAACAAAUACAUAUUCGCAGAAGAUUACUGGUAAAAUUCUUCUGGGAGUAUUAAGCCUAAACGUUGCAGAUUAUGUGAGAGAAGAUGAACAACCAACUACGAACCGUUUUUUGUUAAAGAAAUCGAAAGUGAAUUCGAUUCUUAACGUAACGUUACAAAUGCGGUUAGUUAGAGGAGGUUACAAAGAUUUCCAACCCACAAGAAACUUGAUUUCUGGUCAAUUACCAGGUGUUCUUAGGACGGGGUUCAAUGAUAUCUUGGAUGAUUCUUCUGAUAUGGGAUCUCCGACUUCUUCCCUUUACCAACACUCUAUGAGUUCCCCUCAAUCUUCUCGGUUCAAUCAUGGAAAAGGAAAGACGAUUGAUAACAGCAUGACAUUAGAUAUUACCAAUAAUUCGAUAUCAGCUUCGAUGAGUCCUUUAGUUGACAGUCUCUAUCAGAGAACAUUCCAAUUGCCUUGGGAUCCACGACCUGGUGAGUUCACUCCGAGAGAAUGCGUAGAAGAUAUCUUACAAGGUGGUAACGGUUGGGCCAAGAAUGAGAAGGGAAUAUGUUUGAUUGAUUUGCAAGCUCUGAGGCUCAACGAGAUGGAAAAUGAUUAUUAUGAAAGUCACAAGAAUGGCCCCGGUAUGAGGAACAACGAUGAUGAUACCAGUGAAGCGGCUCGAAAUGUGACUAAUUAUGAUAACAUGGAUAAGAGAGAAUAUUUAGAAAAGAAACAGAUAUGGAGUCACAAGUCAUCUGUGCAAAAGGAAAGGAAGAAACAAUAUGAAGAUAACGGUGACAGUGGAUCAAAAGAGUAUGGUGAAUACGUCGAGGAUAUACCUAACGACAAAAUACGAGACGCCAAGAGUUGGUCUGUUAAUAAUAUCAUGACUUAA
Torulaspora delbrueckii is the source of this 1296-nucleotide messenger RNA. RefSeq lists its product as uncharacterized. The record is from RefSeq and is a predicted model, not a curated record. NCBI's taxonomy places the organism in Eukaryota, Fungi, Ascomycota, Saccharomycetes, Saccharomycetales, Saccharomycetaceae. The transcript has a single exon. Bases 1 to 1296 code for a protein of 431 amino acids.